Molecule: messenger RNA, 2448 nt
Organism: Colletotrichum karsti
Lineage: Eukaryota; Fungi; Ascomycota; Sordariomycetes; Glomerellales; Glomerellaceae
Exons: 7
Coding region: 1-2448 (815 amino acids)
Molecular function (GO): protein binding
Source: RefSeq, a predicted model, not a curated record
AUGCAAGCCCAGCUGAUGCUAGGUAACGCAUAUGCUGCUGCUGGCAAGAAUACCGAUGCCGAGCCCAUGCUAGAGUCGGUCCGCGCCAGAAUGGAAGAAGUUUGGGGAUGGAAUCAUGUUGCUACCAUGGCAUGCACGAAGUCCCUGGUCCUAGUCUUCGAAAUCCUGGAGAAGUAUGACAAAGUCCAGGAAUUGUAUGACACUGCUAUCAAGGGUGCUCGACAAGCACUGGGACGCGAGUAUCCCUGGACCCUGGAACUCAUGAACAACUGGGCUUGCUUUUCCGUUCGGCGUGCCGACUUUCACAAAGCAAGAGAAUUACUCAAUGACGUGUACGAGGCCAAAAAGCAUGUCUUGGGCCAGAACCAUCGGACCACCAUCGACACACUUUGCAAUUUGAGUCAAGUCGCUCUCGAUCAGGAUGAGUAUAAGGGUAUCAUGGAAAGUGCAGUCGAGAGCCUGAGGGACGACCACGGGGACGGUAACAUCAAUGUUAUGGGCCCCAAAUGGGGACAUGGGAGCCUUCUCGGCCUCGAAUGGGUGCGGAACUUUGUCCGAAAGUGGACCGGAAUGGAUGUCCAAACCUUCACAGAGUACUUGAGCAGCGACGUUCUGGCUGAAUGGAGCGGUUUCGUCAACCCGAAGGUGCUGUUGGAAGAGGCUUGUGCAGCAGGGUACGAACCCGCGGUGCAGAUGCUUUUGGAGAAAUACGGCAAAGUCGAUGACUGGAAGGGAGAAGUGAAGCCGGAUCUGCAGACAGCGUUCCGCAAGGGAGUGGUCUCAGGAAGCGAACCUGUUGUGCAGUUGCUACUUGACUACGACGUCGAGAUCAACGAACCGGACAACGACACUAUGAAAACAGCCUUGCAUGACGCCGCAGAACUGGGAUAUGAGAGUAUCACGAGCCUUCUGCUUGAUAUUGGAGCUGAUGACUAUUCAUUUGACGGAUGUGGAAAUGUCGCUAUGGAUUUGUCGAUGAAGGCGGGGCAUGAGGGUGUUCCGCCGGAAGGCCAGCACAUACACCCGGUACCAAACACCAACGUCCAAAAAGAGAGCUCGUCACGGGUUUUGAAGCAACAGUGGUUCACUUCUAUUCCGAAAACGUUUCUGGCGACGUUCGCCUCGACGGGUCAGCCACGAACGACGGACAUCGAGUCCAGCAUGUACCAGUGGAAGAUUUUGUGUGGAACAAAGAUGGUUUACUCGAUGAAGUGUUGGCGGACAGAGUUGGCAACGAAUACUACCCAGAAGCAGACUUUAGGUGGAUACACCUUCCUGCCAAUUGCCAGUAUCCUUGAUCGCCUCAAGCAGAAGUACAGAGCUCCAGUCACAUCCGUCUUUGACCUGGCGGAGUUAAUUAUGGCCCGAUGCCUCGGUCUUAACUUUGAUAAGAUCGAAUGGGAGUACGAAAGACAUCGCUACCUGGAGAUUUUUGAUUACUCCAUCAACUACGUAGCCAACGAAGAAGCCCGCUGUUUCAACGAUUUCGCCGACAGAGCGAAGAAAAAGGACAGGGAAAAUGGUGACAAGGCCAAGAAAAGAAGACAGGGCCUGGAGAAAGAGGGACAGAAGACCCCGAAAAAAAAACCAAAGAAGAACAAGAAGGAAGAAAACCAAGCAGUCAAACAUCGAGAUGCCAGAGUCAUUGUGGAGGAUUUAAGAAGAGAAGCCAAUGACACUAUGAACCGAGGUAUCAGAGGUGUCGUGGAUGAUUUUUCGAGGUUCAUGGUUCCGGCGCUUCGGCCGGACAAGGCGGAAGAUUCAACCCCAAUUGUGCUCCAGCAAGAUAACACGGUUGGCGUGCGAUCGACCAGCCGAGUUGAAGCAAGCACUGGGGAUGAUCUAUUGGCCAAUAGGACGAGCGAGGAAAACUCGAAGACGUCCUUGGACCCCAAGAAAGUUCAUCGAGAGGAGGAGUCCUUUGAUAUAUCGCACGAAGUCGAGCUGCUACGAGAGAUCAAAGACAUACGAGAUGAAUUGAACAUGUUGAGUAACCUCUUUGGUCAGCAGAAGCUUAUACUGGAGCCGUUUACACAUAUCAUCGCGGAGGCACGACAGAGCGCCGCUGUAUCGGCAGGAGAUGCAACGGACAAGUCAUCCUCGAAACCCAGUCUCGUGGGCGCUGUGGAGAGACAUAUUGCUUAUGUCGAGCAGAUGGAUGACAGUGCAGGGAGGCUCUAUCGCCAUCUCGAGGAUCUCCUAGAUUUAAAGCAGAAGCAGGCGAACGUCUACGAAGCUCGAACAAUGCGUGUUUCGGGAAAUACCAUCACAGUCUUUACCAUUGUCACGAUUAUAUUUCUUCCGGCGUCAUUCAUGGCUGCGUUCUUGGCUCUGCCAAUCUCCGAGUAUCCUUCCGUCGAUAAUGACAAGAUGCAGCUGGGCUACGCCAUCAAAUAUACCGGUGCGAAAGACUCAAAGUCCAAAAUCUCUCGAACCAAGCCCCGCUAA